AUGAACCAACCUUCAUUCUUUUUGCACUCAACUGUACCAGUCUUUAUGCUUACUUUGCCAGUCUUUGGUUCCCCAUUCCUUUAUAUACGAAAACUUUAUUUCCUCUCACCUCAGUCGUCAUUACACUUUGUGUCUGACUCUGAGUUCCUCUCCACUUCCGACAUUGCUCUAUCAAAGAAUGCAUUGAUUGGGUGUUUCACUGCCACGGCAGACCCUGACUUCCCCUUUUGCUUCUUCCCCACACCAGAUUCCUCAACAAUCUCAAUGUCACCGUCCUCAUCUGAUGAGACAGCCUUCUCAAUCCCUGCUUUCAACAUCAGCAAGCGCCUGGCUUCUCUGCGCACAUCCAGAGGCACAUGCUUGCAGUUGCCUUGCCCAUCGGUCUUUGCUAGAUGGGAAAGGCAGCAAUUUUCGUUUCGCCAGCCGGCGAUCGCCAGCUGGCGAAACUGGCGUGGCGAGCUGGCGAGCUCAAGAGGUGUCAGAUCCACUGAUCCUGGCCGUCAGAUCCACCGAUCCUGGCCGUCAGAUCCAUUCAUGACAAAGCACAAGCGGUGA
This is a messenger RNA of Laccaria bicolor S238N-H82, 555 nucleotides long. RefSeq lists its product as uncharacterized. The transcript has 4 exons. The record is from RefSeq and is a predicted model, not a curated record. The coding region runs from base 1 to 555 and encodes 184 amino acids. NCBI's taxonomy places the organism in Eukaryota, Fungi, Basidiomycota, Agaricomycetes, Agaricales, Hydnangiaceae.